CGACCCGCUUCUGCGUACAUUCUAUUCCAAAAUGAAGUUCGGGCUAAAUUGAAGGAGCAGAACCCCGAAUUACCCCAAUCAGAAUUAUUGAGUCUUAUCGGGAGACGAUGGACGUCCAUGUCUCAACAAGAGAAAGAAAGAUAUACAUCUGAGAACAUCAAGGCUAAAGAGAAGUAUCAGUCAGCAAAAGCUGCUUAUGAUGCACAGGGAGUCCCUAGCGACAUACCUGUGGUUGCAGAUAUUCCAGCUCCCACUAAAAAAGCUGCUGUUAUU
This is a messenger RNA of Serpula lacrymans var. lacrymans S7.9, 273 nucleotides long. RefSeq lists its product as uncharacterized. NCBI's taxonomy places the organism in Eukaryota, Fungi, Basidiomycota, Agaricomycetes, Boletales, Serpulaceae. The transcript has 2 exons. The record is from RefSeq and is a predicted model, not a curated record. The annotation marks the transcript as partial.